AUGGCAACCCAGUUCUCUACAGCGACUGCCAUUCCACAGCACGCGCCAUACCAGCACCACGCAUAUCGCAAGUCGACACAGUACUCGCCAAACGCGUCGACUGUGAACACGCCCAUGAACGUCUCGCCCACAUCUCCGCGCACAACGUCGGCACUGCCUCUGCAGCGACACCAGGGCAUAUACCAGCCACGUACAGCCAUCGGCAUCCCCGCAGCCCUGCGAAAGACAGAGAAGCCCAGCAGCAAGUCACCACCCAAGCUUGACUCCGGUGUCGGCUCUCCAAACAGCGGCUGGCAGGUCAAUGGCGGUCUGCAGCGUACUGGCACCGACGAGAGUGCCACGCCCAGCUCUCGAGUCGGCAACGAGGACAUGCUCAGCAUCUACAACCAAGAACCACUGUCGCCAACGUCCGGCCCCAUCACCCGCAACCACUGGCAGGUCUGGCUUCCCGCUGUAUGCGCAGCCGGGCGUCUCGCCGCGCUGCAUCUCAACACGAACAUCGAUGCAACCUCGAGGGGCACCACCACCAGCGCCGAUGACGCGCUCUGGUGGCUGCUGAGAGCGAUACAAAAAUUCGAGGUGGAAGGCUUGGCAACGCUUUUGCUUGCCAGCCAGCUCGCUUCGUUGUUCCAGACCAACCGUACUGACGAACCUAUUCAGGCCGACAGCUCCACUCCAGUAUGCUCGGCAUCCUCAUGCCAGGAACCCUUCGGCUUUUUCCAGCGCCGCCACCACUGCAGAAAGUGCGGUGGCAUUUUCUGCUGGCAGCACUCGUCCAAGCAAGUCCGUCUCGAUGAGCUGGCUCGGUUCCACCCAGAUGGAGUCUUGCACCGCGCAUGUGACCGUUGCCACGGCUCUUUCCGCGAGUGGGAACAUCUUCGUUCGAGCCGUACUAACAGCGAGAGCUCCGAGAAUAGCGCAGCGGCUAUUGAAAUCGAGGCGCCCGCUCCGGCAAAGCGUCCAGAGAACCCUCGCGUCGGCAGCAUUGCUCAAAGCUUUCAGGGUGCCUGGAACUGGAGCACAUUCUGA
Molecule: messenger RNA, 1029 nt
Organism: Parastagonospora nodorum SN15
Lineage: Eukaryota; Fungi; Ascomycota; Dothideomycetes; Pleosporales; Phaeosphaeriaceae
Exons: 3
Coding region: 1-1029 (342 amino acids)
Biological process (GO): protein targeting to vacuole; protein transport to vacuole involved in ubiquitin-dependent protein catabolic process via the multivesicular body sorting pathway
Cellular component (GO): ESCRT-0 complex
Molecular function (GO): phosphatidylinositol-3-phosphate binding; metal ion binding; ubiquitin binding
Source: RefSeq, a predicted model, not a curated record